AUGGCGAUUUAUCAUGCACUUGGACAUCUCCGAGAAGAGUACCGGGCCGAGCUCGACCCAUCAGACCUCGCCAUGAUUUCUCGCAGAGCUAGGAAUGGAGAUAUCAUUCGUACCGUAGAGGAUGACUCCAUUCUUUCAUAUGUCCAAGACUUGGGGAGUCUCAUCAGGAACCGGGAAAUCCAGACGUGCCGAAACUCGAAGGUACACAGGAGGCUGUUGUUCCGUGAACUGGAACUGGAGGAGAAGGCACGCAUGGACUUCCUUGAACAUGAAGAAGAAGUCAAGGAUUUUAUGGAUAGAAUCGAGGACAGGGAUAAAUAUAUUGCCAAACUGGAGGAGAAGAUGGACCUGGGAGAAGACCUUUUUCCGAGUGGAGAUGAUGGACCCCUCGAAAUGGCGGACGAGGAGUUAACUGAUAUCAUGGUAGACAUGGAGUUUGGAGAACUGAUGAAAGACUGGAUAGAAGAUUGGUCAGAUGAAAUCCAGAUCAUCGAUGAGCUUGAUGAUGAUCAGGAAAACAACUCGGAGCUCUCGAAUGAAGAUUACAUUAGUCAGUUCAUUUCCGAAUGUCAUAAUGUGUACGACUAUUACGGUGAAUCCGACGCGGAGACAGGCCUUAACGACGAAUUAUUAGACGCACCUGAUUCUGGGGAGUCCCAGUCGUCGGUCAUCAUGAGUGAGGUGACACAAGAUGAUGGGGCAAAGAAUGUCCAAGAUACUGCCAGUGCAGAUGAUAAGAGGGAUAUGUUCAUGCAGAUAAUGGAAAUGACCUUUACGUCUCACAAUGUUGCUUAUGAUUUCUACAACAGCUAUGCUAGAGAUAAUGGUUUCAGCAUUAGAAAGAAUAAGGUUAGGCAUAGCAAAACGGAGUCACGUGAUAUGCGUUAUAGGCGGUUUGUUUGUUCCAGACAAGGAAAACGUGACAGCAAGUUGCUAACCGAGGAAGGACACAGCCGUAGGCUCAGAGCCGAGACACGCUGCUUUUGUGAAGCGCACCUGACCGUCAAGCUUGACCAAAAGCGUGGGGUUUGGUAUGUUGAAAGUUUUGAGGACAAGCAUAGCCAUAUGUUGGCAGGACCAAACGAGGUACCUUUUCUUUGGUCCCACAGAAAAAUCAAAGAGUACCAGAAGCAUGAGAUAAUGUCCAUGGGAGCUGCAGGGAUUAGAACUCACGACAUGAUGGAUUGCUUCAUCAGCAAACAUGUAUGGUACAGCGGUGUUGGUUUUACCAGGCGUGAAAUAUACAACCUUUGUGCCAAGGAGAAGAGGAAGCUGCUUUCAAAAGGUGAUGCUGCCACAGCCAUAGGCAUCAUGGCCAGUAGGAAACAGAGGGAUCCUAGCUUCUUUUUCGAGUACAAGCUAGAUAAGGAAGGACAUUUGAAUAGGAUGUUCUGGUGCGACUCCCAGUCUCGUCAUGACUAUGAGGACUUCGGCGACGUGCUUGUAUUUGACAGCACGUACAAGAUGAAUUGCUAUGGUAUGCCAUUCAUACCUUUUGUUGGUCUUAACAAUCACCGGAAGACCACUGUUUUUGGUUGUGCCAUAGUUUCGGACGAGACCGAGGAGACAUACGUGUGGCUUCUGCAGACUUUUUUGAGGUCCAUGUGUCAAAAGAUGCCUAAGAGUGUUAUCGCAGACGCCGACGCUGCGAUGAUCAAGGCAAUUCGCGAAGUCUUGCCAGACGUGUGCCACCGUAUAUGUACGUGGCACAUAGAGAAAAAUAUGAAGAUUCACCUCAGUCACAAGUCCUUGAAGGAGUUCCGAACUCUUCUAUACUACAGCACGUCCACGGCCACGUUUGAGGAGAGAUGGCACUCAUUUUCCAAAAGAUGGCAAUCGGAAAAAACUGUAACAUGGUUGAGGCGGAUGUAUAAGAAGAGGAGACUGUGGGCCGCGGCUCAUCUAACAGAGGGGUUUUGGCUUGGCAUGAAAAGCAACCAGCGGAGUGAAAGCCUGAACUCAUGCCUUCACCUCCACCUAGACGGUGAAAUGACCCUGGUGGAUAUGAUUUUGCACUAUGAGAACGCCGUUGUGCGUAUCCGUGAAAACGAGGCGCGAGAUGACUGCACGGCCUCACAGAGUUUACCGGUGCCAGUUACUAGCUCGAGGGAACUUGAGAUAGUUGCUUCUCACGUCUUCACUCCAGCAAACUUCUAUAUGUUGCAAGAUGAUCUUAGAAAAAUUGACGGCAUGGAGAUUGUAGAAAUUAAGCUGGGAGACGGAUCACAGCAGUACAUCGUGGCCUGGAAGAAUAACCGGAAGCGCCAUUUUUGGGUGGAGUAUACACCAGUAAAUUCCGCAGAAACUAUAAGGUGCAGCUACAGAAGAAUGAUUCAAAAGGGUCUACCUUGCAAGCACAUAUUCCAUGUACUGAAGCACUUGAACAUAUCUGAAAUACCAAAGUGUUUAGUUCUUGUUCGGUUCAUGAAAGAAGCAAGGUUGGGACUGCCCGCGAGGCGCACAAGCAAUCUGUUGGGAUUUGGUUGGACUAGGGCCGGGGAAAGAAUGAAAUAUAGCCAGGAAAAUUUGUUGAAGCAAACAAAUGACAUCAGUAAGUGUGCAGUUGAAUAUGUGGACGAUGGUGAAGGCAACAUGAUUGAGGUUAAAGAUCCUAUGAAAGUGUCAAGCAAAGGUGCAACAAAGGUAGAUGAGAGCUGCCCUGUCUCGAAAAAUGGUAGACCACUCUCUUUUGAUGAGUUGAAAACCCGGUGCGGCGCUUGCAAAUUGGUAGGACACACUACACGUAGCAAGAAAUGCAAACUAAAUCAGAAAAAAGUGGAGAAGGAACAAGAGUAG
Molecule: messenger RNA, 2796 nt
Organism: Aegilops tauschii subsp. strangulata
Lineage: Eukaryota; Viridiplantae; Streptophyta; Magnoliopsida; Poales; Poaceae
Source: RefSeq, a predicted model, not a curated record